Fimicolochytrium jonesii is the source of this 2359-nucleotide messenger RNA. RefSeq names its product CTP synthase N-terminus-domain-containing protein. Gene Ontology annotation, molecular function: identical protein binding; CTP synthase activity. Gene Ontology annotation, cellular component: cytoophidium; cytoplasm. NCBI's taxonomy places the organism in Eukaryota, Fungi, Chytridiomycota, Chytridiomycetes, Spizellomycetales, Powellomycetaceae. Bases 144 to 2012 code for a protein of 622 amino acids. Gene Ontology annotation, biological process: pyrimidine nucleobase biosynthetic process; CTP biosynthetic process. The transcript is spliced from 5 exons. The record is from RefSeq and is a predicted model, not a curated record.
ACACCAAGCCGGCGCAACUACUCCUCGCAAGCGUCCACCGUCAAGCACAACAACCCCUUCACAACACAUAGGUCGCCCCCUCACCUCUGAGCGACGACUCAUAUCUUCAUAGCCGUCUUGUGUAUUGCGACCAACGGACAGAAAUGAAGUACAUUCUGGUAACCGGUGGUGUCAUCUCUGGUAUCGGCAAGGGCGUGAUCGCCUCGUCGACCGGGCUUCUGCUCAGGACCCGAGGACUGAGAGUCACCAGUAUCAAAAUUGACCCUUACCUCAACAUUGACGCUGGAACCCUGUCACCUCUUGACCACGGUGAGGUCUUUGUGCUUGACGACGGUGGUGAGGUCGACCUUGAUCUUGGAAACUACGAGCGUUUCCUCGACAUCACCCUGACCCGGGAGAACAACAUCACUACGGGAAAGAUCUAUAAGAGCGUUAUUGAACGUGAACGUCGCGGAGACUAUCUUGGCAAAACCGUCCAGGUUGUUCCCCAUAUCACGGAUGCUAUCCAGGAGUGGGUCGAGCGUGUUGCCAGGGUGCCCGUUGAUGACUCGGGAGAGGAGCCCGACGUAUGCAUCAUUGAGCUGGGAGGAACCGUCGGUGACAUCGAGUCGGCUCCUUUCGUAGAAGCUAUGCGCCAAUUCCAUUUCCGUGUCGGACACAGCAAUUUCUGCUUGAUCCACGUCUCACUGAUCCCCGUGGUUGGGUCCGUCGGUGAGCAGAAGACAAAGCCCACGCAAGCUAGCGUGCGUGAUCUGCGUGGUCUGGGUCUGUCUCCCGACCUGAUUGCAUGCCGUAGCAGCAAGCAGCUGGAUGAGGAUGUCAAGGAAAAAAUUGCCAUGUUCUGUCAUGUAGAGAAGGAACAUGUGAUGGCCGUGCAUGACUGCCAGUCCGUCUACCACGUUCCAUUGCUGCUGGAUAGCCAAGGGUUGGUGACAGUUCUGGAGAAACGCCUCAACCUUCAGCCAAGGCGGGAUAGCAGGUCUACCCACCUUCACUCCAAAUGGAAGGAACUCACCGUGAGACACGACCGAUUGUUCGACGUUGUGAAGAUCGUCCUUGUUGGAAAGUACACCCACUUGAAGGACUCUUACAUCUCAGUCGUGAAAGCUCUGGAGCACGCUGCCCUCGCAUGCAGCCGAAAGCUGAAAAUCGAGUGGGUCGAAGCAUCAGAGCUGGAGCCUGCAGCCCUCUCUGUCGACCCCAUCAAGUACCACGAGGCCUGGAAGGUUCUUGUCGGAGCGAGCGGAAUUUUGGUUCCGGGAGGAUUCGGGGAGCGCGGAUCAGAGGGCAAGAUCGCGGCCGCGAAGUGGGCUCGUGAGAACAAGGUGCCUUACCUCGGCAUCUGCCUCGGCAUGCAAAUUGCCGUCAUUGAGUUUGCCCGCAAUGUCUGCGGUCUGACUGGAGCCAACUCUGCGGAACUGGACAAGGAUACUCCUCACCCUGUCGUCAUCAACAUGCCCGAGAUCUCGGCAACCGUCAUGGGCGGCACUAUGCGUCUUGGGGACCGCACGACCAACUUCACGAAGGACAGCACGGAUUCCAUUACUCGUAGACUGUACGGUGGUGCCAACACCAUUCAUGAGAGGCAUCGUCACCGAUACGAGAUCAACCCCGAAUACAUAAACCAGAUUGAGAAGGCUGGCUUGGACUUCAUCGGCAAGGAUGAGAAGGGCGAACGGAUGAUCAUGAUUGAGCUCAAAGACCACCCAUUCUUUGUCGGCACGCAAUAUCACCCCGAAUACAAGACCCGCCCUCUCAAGCCCACCCCCGUCUUCCUCGGCUUCAUCCUCGCGGCCGCCGGCCUCCUCCCCGAGUACCUCGCCAACAUCGACACCCCCGAGAACCGCUCCUUGGGCCGGUAUCCUAGCGUCCACGACAACCUCGAUGCGGCUGCUGGCCCUGAGGCGACUGCGGACGCGUCGCUGGCAAGGAAGGGGGAGGCUGUUAACGGCAUUGCGCCUGAAGUGGUCGCGACGGGAAUCUCGAUUGAGAAGGAUGGAAAGAAGGUUUGAGAGCAGCUUAUCAAGGAAAAAGUUUGUAAAAUGCCCUUCUGGGCAUCGAGAAAGAAGCCAGGUCCAGGCGUUUCGUCGUAGAUGGGAUCUCUUGAUUUUCCCUACAGUACAGCAUUGCCCUUCCUUUUACCUAUCGUGAUUAGCGCUGAAAGGUCUCUUCGAGUUUGCAUAGUCAUCCCGAAUUAUUUAGAUUGCAAUUUUCCUACUGUGCAUGUCGGUCCCUCCGACUCUCUUGUAUCCAGCAAUUAGAUAUUUAUACAAACGCCAUGUUCGCAUUUUACACCGCAUCGUUCUUUGGGUCACUGGGGUGUGUCGUUCAACGGUCUUCUGACGGUCUUUGGAAAAGG